Molecule: messenger RNA, 1715 nt
Organism: Lagenorhynchus albirostris (white-beaked dolphin)
Lineage: Eukaryota; Metazoa; Chordata; Mammalia; Artiodactyla; Delphinidae
Gene: NIFK
Product: nucleolar protein interacting with the FHA domain of MKI67
Exons: 7
Coding region: 72-959 (295 amino acids)
Biological process (GO): maturation of LSU-rRNA from tricistronic rRNA transcript (SSU-rRNA, 5.8S rRNA, LSU-rRNA)
Cellular component (GO): nucleolus
Molecular function (GO): RNA binding
Source: RefSeq, a predicted model, not a curated record
CUUUGGGGAAGCAGAGGGCUCGGCGCUUCUGGGAGCGCCGCGUGCGACUUUUUCGCCUGCGAGCUGGUGACAUGGCGGCCUUCACUGGCCCGGCCAAGCCGCUCCUGUCCCUGAACCCGCAGGAGGAUACCAAGUUUAAGAAGGAGGUGGCACAGGUUCGCCGGCGCGCAAGCAAGCAACAGGAGAAACAAAAACUUACUCCUGGAGUGAUCUAUGUGGGCCACUUACCUCCGUCGCUUUAUGAAACCCAGAUCCGAGCAUAUUUCUCCCAGUUUGGCACUGUUACAAGAUUCAGACUGUCCAGGAGUACCAAGACUGGAAAUAGCAAAGGCUAUGGCUUUGUGGAGUUUGAAUCUGAAGAUGUUGCCAAAAUAGCUGCUGAAACGAUGAACAACUACCUUUUUGGCGAAAGACUCUUGAAGUGUCAUUUUAUACCACCUGAAAAAGUACAUGAAAAACUUUUUAGGGAGUGGCAUAUGCCAUUUAAAAGGCCAUCAUAUCCAGCAGUGAAACGGUAUAAUCAGAAUCGGACACUUCUUCAAAAGCUACGGAUGGAAGAGCGAUUUAAAAAGAAGGAAAAAUCACUCAGGAAGAGAUUGGCUAAGAAGGGAAUUGAUUAUGACUUCCCUUCACUGGUCUUACAUAAAAAUGAGGAAAAUGCUUCAAACACUGGUCCUCGAAAUUCCAGAAAGCACCAGGCUUUACGUAAGAAGAAGAAAAAAGCGGCUUUGGUCACUUCUAACACUCCUGAGAAAACUGUGGAUAGCCAGGACCCCACGCCGGUUUGUACACCAACAUUUUUGGAGAAACGAAAAUCUGAAGUGGCUAAAAUGCAUGACGAUGAUAAAGAUAAUGAGAUAGUUUUCAAACAGCCCAUAUCUGGUGUAAAAGAAGAAACAAAAGACACUCAGACGCCUACAAGUUCAAGGAAAAAAAGACGAAAAAAAAGCACCCAGUAAUUCUGAAUGUAUUGUGUAUGGUGGUGGUUAUAAAAAAGGUGAUUUUAUUAUGGAGGCUGAUUCUUUGUAUUUAACUAGAUAAGGUGGAAUGCAAUCAGUAACAAGAUGGUUGGAGAAAAAACUGUCAAUUCAAGUCAACAGGGAGAGCAGUCAGUGAUUUUGGCUUCCCCACCCUCGCAGAAAUGCAGGGGUGAGCACCAGCUCAUAGCAGCCCGGCUCACGCUGCCUGUGCCCUGUCUCUACGGCUCUCUUCAGCUUUCAUAGCUGCCUUUAGUUGCUCUGCCUGGGUAGCUUAAGUACUAGACUGUAGCCUUUGUCAUUACCAUCAAAUAAAGAAAAUAAAAUCUUUACUAAGUGACCAUGUAAGUGGUUCUCUGCUAGACCCAUCAGAUGGCUGAAACUGGACAUUAAAUUGUAUGAAGGGUGAGAAGGCAGCGUCACUAUUAAUAGGGAUUCAUUUAUAUAUAUGUGAUCAUUUUUACCAAUGUUAAGUUAGUUUGGGGUGGGCUAGCAUGGAUUAAUUAACAACUACAUCCUGUAUCAGUAUCAUCAAUCUGGAAUUAGACUUUAAGAUUCAAGCAGUGACCGCCAGGUAAACUUUUUCUAUAUUUUUUUUGUAUGCAAGGGGGACUUGGCUGUCUUGAAGUAAAAUUGUUGGUUUUCGCCUUUUCAACUAUCUUUAAGUUUCUGGUGCUCUUGAAAUAUGCUUUUGUAUCAACUAAUUCAGGUUCAUUAAAAACAUUCAUUGCCACCAAA